AUGCCUUCAGAGCAGGACCAACAGUCCGUUAGGUCGGUGGACAUGAUCAAGGGGAUGGCGGAGGUUUUUAAUGAAAAUAACAAAGCAUGGUCAAUUGAUCUGGAAAGGGGAGAAUCUCGAACGGAAGAAAAGUCAGAAAAAGAGAUUGAUGGAAUCGAGCUCGAACCGUAUCCGUGCCUCGACUACAUCAAUACCGAGGAAGAACCAUCGAGUUAUGUCAACAUGCAAGUGACUGAUGCACCUGAUGGCUACCCUAUGCUCGCCCGCUUCAUCUCUUCCCACGAAGACGGUUACAUCUUCCGGGAAUUUCGCUACCUUCAGUCCCGGACUCUCUUGCACAUGCAGGAUGAGCUACGAGCCCUCGAAGUGCAACUGCACAGGAUGGACCAGUUUGAUGCUGAGCACAGGGCCACAGUCCUCAAGACGAGGGAGGUGGAUGAUGAUCGAUUGGGGGCGAGGGGACGGUUGAUGGAAGAGAUUGCGGAGAAGCUCAAGAAGUAUGGCGAGCUCCUCACCAUAUCCAACAAUCUCGCCAACAUCGACCGUCCAUCUCACUUUGACCUCCAAAGUCUCGAAAGCUUCUUCAAGGCCAAAGAGCCGCUGGUCAGACACGAGCGAUAUCUUGGAUGCCAGUCCGACUUGGUAACCCUCAAAGCAGGGAGGGACGACGCCUGGCUUGACCGGAGAAUCAUACAGUUACUCGUCAAGUACAACUGUGCUCCACUACGGUUCCUCUUCGCCAAUGCCCACACCAAGACCCACGCUGACAGCAAGCACACACCACUCAACCUCUUCUCGAUAGCCCGCGUCCACUUCGCCAAGAUGGUCAUUCUCAUCUUGCUCAUGCUCUGCCUGCUGUGUCUUCCCAUCAUUCCGCUCUAUUCGUGGACGCAGGGCGGUGGUGGAGACAAGAAGGAUGGAGAAAGUGAGGAGGAGAGUACUGCGAUUACUGGACAGACACUGGCUAAAAUGAUGGGCUUGAUUGUUUCGUGCGCGUUAGCCUUUGGCGUGGUGUUGAGUGUGUGUACGAGGGCAAAGAAGCAUGAGAUCUUUGGGAGUUGUGCUGCGUACAUGGCUGUUCUCAUUGUCUUUAUGACAACCUCCUGA
Messenger RNA from Sordaria macrospora k-hell, 1107 nucleotides. RefSeq lists its product as uncharacterized. NCBI's taxonomy places the organism in Eukaryota, Fungi, Ascomycota, Sordariomycetes, Sordariales, Sordariaceae. The record is from RefSeq and is a predicted model, not a curated record.